AUGAAACCCUCGCAGCUCGACGUCGAGGCGGUCCUCGAGCAGCUGUCGCUCGACGAAAAGGUGGCGCUGCUGGCGGGCAUCGACGGCUGGCACACCAAGGCGAUCCCGCGGCUGGGCGUGCCGUCGGUGCGCAUGUCGGACGGCCCCAACGGCGUGCGCGGCACGCGCUUCUUCAACGGCGUGCCGGCGGCCUGCCUGCCGUGCGAGACGGCGCUGGGCGCGACCUUUGACCAGGCGCUCGUCCGGGAGCUGGGCGCGCUGCUGGCCGACGAGUGCCGCGCAAAGGGCGCGCACGUGCUGCUGGGCCCGACCAUCAACAUCCAGCGCGGGCCGCUGGGCGGCCGCGGCUUCGAGUCGUUCAGCGAGGACCCCGUGCUGUCGGGCACGCUGGCGGCACGCUACUGCGAGGGCGUGGAGGCCGGCGGGGACGUGCUGGCGACGCCCAAGCACCUCGUGUGCAACGACCAGGAGCACGCGCGCGUGGCCGUCAACGCCAUUGUCACGGAGCGCGCGCUGCGCGAGAUCUACCUGCUGCCGUUCCAGCUCGCCCUGGGCCAGGCGCGCCCGGGCGCGCUCAUGACGUCGUACAACAAGCUCAACGGCACGCACGCGAGCGAGAACCCGCGCCUGCUGCAGGACAUUGUGCGGCGCGAGUGGGGGUACGACGGGCUGAUUGUGAGCGACUGGUUCGGCACGUACAGCGUCAGCGAGGCCGUCAACGCCGGGCUGGACCUGGAGAUGCCGGGCAUGUCCGGCUUCCGCGGCCCCGCGCUGAUCCACGCCGUCACCUCCAACAAGGUCAAGGAGACCACGAUCGACGAGCGCGUGCGCCGCGUGCUGCAGAUGGCCAGCAAGGCGCUGGCGUCGGGCAUCCCCGAGAUGCUGGCGCCCGAGCAGACGCGCGACACGCCCGCGACGCGCGCGCUGCUGCGGCGGGCGGCCGCCGAGUCGGUCGUCCUGCUCAAGAACGAGGACGGCGUCCUGCCGCUGAGCCCCGCCAAGCGCACCCUCGUCCUCGGGCCCAACGCCAACACGGCCACCUACUGCGGCGGCGGCUCGGCGGCGCUGCCGGCCUACUACACCACGACGCCGCUGCAGGGCAUCCGCGGCAAGGCGGCGUCGCCCGACCUCGUGGCGUUCACGCAGGGCGCGUACGGCCACAAGGAGCUGCCGCUGCUGGGCGAGCAUCUGACGACCGGCGACGGCCGCGUGGGCUACACGUUCCGCGUGUACACGGAGUCGCGCGAGCAGAAUCCACAGCGCCAGGCCGUCGACGAGCUGCACAUGACCAGCAGCUCGGCCUUCUUGAUGGACUACAUGCACCCGCAGGUCAAAGGCGACACCUACUACGUGACCAUGGACGGCACCUUUACGCCCGCCGAGACGGGCCUCUACGACUUCGGCCUGACCGUCGCCGGCACCGGCCUACUGUACGUCGACGGCCAGCUCGUCGUCGACAACAAGACGAGCCAGCGCCAGGGCACGUCCUUCUUCGGCAUCGGCACGCCCGAAGAGCGCGGGUCCAUCGAGCUGACGGCCGGCCGCGCCUACGCGGUGCACGUCGACUACGGCACGGCGCCCACGUCGUCGCUCAAGGUCAAGAACGUCGUGUCGUUCGGCCCCGGCGGCCUGCGGCUCGGCGGCGCCAAGCGCAUCGACCCGGCCAAGGGCAUCGCGGAGGCCGUCGCGCUGGCCGCCGACACGCGCCAAUUCGACCAGGUCGUCGUCUGCGUCGGCCUCAACAGCGACUGGGAGUCCGAGGGCUUCGACCGCCCCCACAUGGACCUGCCCGCCGGCUCCGACGAGCUCGUGCAGCGCGUGCUGGCCGCGCGCCCGGAUGCCGUCGUCGUCGUCCAGAGCGGCACGCCCGUCACCAUGAACGCGUGGGCGUCGUCGGCCAAGGGCCUGCUGCAGGCCUGGUACGGCGGCAACGAGGCCGGCAAUGGCAUCGCCGACGUGCUGUUCGGCGACGUCAACCCGGCGGCCAAGCUGCCGCUGAGCUUCCCCGCGACGCUGCAGCAGAACCCCAGCUACCUCAACUACCGCUCCGAGGGCGGCCGCGUCCUCUACGGCGAGGACGUCUAUGUCGGCUACCGCUACUACGACGCCACCGGCGUGCAGCCGCUCUUCCGCUUCGGCCACGGCCUGUCGUACACCAGCUUCGCCAGCAGCGACUUGACCGCCGCCGUGUCCGCGUCGGACGCCGCCAUCAAAGCGUCCUCCAUCCGCCUGUCGCUGUCCGUCACCAACACGGGCGACCGCGCCGGCGCCGAGGUCCUGCAAGUCUUUGUCGCGCCGCCCGCGACCGCCAGCAUCCGCCGUCCCCCGCGCGAGCUCAAGGCGUUCCACAAGGUGCCGUCCCUCGCCCCCGGCGAGACGCGUGCCGUCACGCUCGACCCCGUGUCGCUCGCGCUGGCGACGAGCUUCUGGGACGAGAACCGCGACGCCUGGCUCAGCGAGGCCGGCGAGUACACCCUGCACGUCGUCGGCACCGGCAGCGACAACACUGUGUCGACAACCUUUUCCGUGGCCAAGUCGCGCUGGUGGACCGGUCUGCUCGGCAAGCUCGACGCUGCGUCGAACGGCACCAGCGGCGUCAACGGGCAUGCGUAG
Molecule: messenger RNA, 2613 nt
Organism: Sporothrix brasiliensis 5110
Lineage: Eukaryota; Fungi; Ascomycota; Sordariomycetes; Ophiostomatales; Ophiostomataceae
Product: beta-glucosidase
Exons: 1
Coding region: 1-2613 (870 amino acids)
Biological process (GO): glucan catabolic process
Molecular function (GO): beta-glucosidase activity
Source: RefSeq, a predicted model, not a curated record